This is a messenger RNA of Marchantia polymorpha subsp. ruderalis, 726 nucleotides long. Lineage: Eukaryota; Viridiplantae; Streptophyta; Marchantiopsida; Marchantiales; Marchantiaceae. The record is from the annotation of a GenBank genome assembly.
GGGACUUGUUCGGUACUCGACGCAUUCGACCGCGAGAGAAAUUCGACGAGAGCUGGAAUUGUGCUCCCCUCGCGUCGACCAGUGAGUGUGCAUCAGAAAUGGCGGGGUGCGUGAGUGCUGGGAGUCUGGUUUGUGCGUCGUCGGCAGCCAUCGCUUUGCCGAGUCGCUGCGCCGUGAAGGUCCAAUGUGGCCAGCAGCGAGUGAGCUUCAAGUCCAGCUUCGUCCAUUCUCUGCGCCACCAACACCAACGAACCUCCUCCCACGUCGCCCGACAAGCUGCGGUGGCCGAGCUCUCGGAUUUCGCCGUGCAGGAAUCGGCAAAGUUCCGCGAAGGAUUAUUACAACAAUUGGAAGCUAAUCCCAUCACUGCCAGUGAGAAAGCCAAGAUUGCGGAUGUUUGCACCAAGAUUUUCGGAGAUUAUAUGGACCAGUACGAGGGCUCGUUGUCACCUUCUCCGUUUGGAGAGAUGAAGGAAGCCUUAGAAAGCGAAAACUUGCCCGGCAGCAAUGUGGCAGUUUGUGCUGCGCUGGGUUGGUCAAGAGGGCACCUUCAUCGCGACUGGAAGAUGUCGAAGGAGAAGAAGUGAGCUAGAGUUUGUCACACUUGUGUCGAGCUUGUUCACACGGUGUUUCAAAAGGCUAGACAUUAUCUUACCCAAUACAGGCUGUACACUGGCUGGCACACAAUUUUGUAGGACCAUCUUUGUAAAGGUUUCAGUUUUUCCC